AUGGAGAACCAGAAGAUCUCCGAUUUCCUGGCCGACCAGCUGCAGCAAGCUCCAGAGCAGAGCCAGGCCUUCUUCCUCAGCUUCGAAGAUUUCUGGGAGCGGAAGCUAUGGCAUCAGCUGACAAAUGCGCUGGUUGAAUUCUUUCAGCUACCAGAGAGUGCUCCUCAGCGGUUACCGAUAUUCAAGACGUUUGUUCUGAGCUUCGCCGACAAGAUCAACCAGCUCAAGUUUGUCUCGUUGGGGUUGAUGGCAUCGACAGAAUGCGCAGAUGACAAAGAGCGACUUUCCUUCCUUACAUCACUAGCGGAUAAGGUGAACAAACCCGACACACAAGACGCUUACGUCUACGCCCUCGCAGAGGUUGCGAACGUCAAGCAGCGACUACAGGACUUGGAUGGAGCGCAAAAAGACUUGGAAGUAUGCCAGAAGGUCUUGGAUUCGUUCGACUCGGUCGAGACUGUAGUGCACGCCUCCUUUUACAAGGUCAACGCAGAUUACUACCACACAACUGCAAAGGCUAAACAAGAAUUUGCCGCUUACUACAAAAAUGCCCUUCUUUACCUCGCCUGCAUUAACCUGGAGGAUCUCAGCGAGUCCGAGCGCGUCUCCCGCGCAUACAGCCUGAGCGUCGCCGCUCUCGUCUCCGACACCAUCUACAACUUCGGUGAACUCCUCCUGCACCCAAUCCUGGACUCGCUCACCGAGACGCCGCACAGCUGGCUGCGCGACCUCCUGUUUGCCUUCAACCGCGGCGAUCUCACCGCCUACGAUGUUCUGGCCGGCAACAUCUCCAAGAACGAGCUGCUCGAGCAGCACCGCAUCUUCCUCUACCAGAAAAUCUCCCUGUCAGCCCUCACAGAGAUGGUCUUCCGCCGGCCCCCGCACGACCGCAACCUUACAUUCGCGUCCAUCUCGUCCGAGACUAAAGUUAAGCCCGAGGAGAUUGAGCAUCUGGUCAUGAAGGCGUUGUCUCUGGGUCUGCUCAAGGGUGCCAUCGAUCAGGUUGCGCAGGUUGCCCAGAUCAACUGGGUGCAGCCGAAGGUCUUGGAUAUGAAGCAAAUCGAGGGCAUGCGUAAUAGACUCAAGGACUGGGAUGCGGGUGUGAAUCAGCUCGGUCACUGGAUCGAGGGUGUUGGUAAAGAUGUGUGGGCUGCUUAG
Molecule: messenger RNA, 1158 nt
Organism: Aspergillus clavatus NRRL 1
Lineage: Eukaryota; Fungi; Ascomycota; Eurotiomycetes; Eurotiales; Aspergillaceae
Product: proteasome regulatory particle lid subunit RPN9
Exons: 3
Coding region: 1-1158 (385 amino acids)
Biological process (GO): ubiquitin-dependent protein catabolic process
Cellular component (GO): cytosol; nucleus; proteasome regulatory particle, lid subcomplex
Molecular function (GO): structural molecule activity
Source: RefSeq, a predicted model, not a curated record